Molecule: messenger RNA, 650 nt
Organism: Punica granatum (pomegranate)
Lineage: Eukaryota; Viridiplantae; Streptophyta; Magnoliopsida; Myrtales; Lythraceae
Source: RefSeq, a predicted model, not a curated record
UAGAAUUAGCUGCACGCCAAUUCCCGAGUUUCACUCCGUUUUCCAUUCCCGAACUCCAUCAACUUAAACACCAAACCCUUUUCAUCACCAUGAAAUCGAAAGCUAUCCUGUUGAAGCAGCUCUUAGUGGUUUAUCUCUUAUUCUCCUUCAUCCUUUUCACUUCGGCAGUUCCUUCAACCAGAAGCCUCAAGUCAAGCGUAGCAGACAUCUCAGUCCCACACUUGGUCCCUGAUCAGGAGGAGGAAUUGGAGGGGGAAGGCUCGGGAAGAGGAUUUAUCAAGGGGAGGAUGGAUUUCGAAACCAAUGAUUAUCCCGAACCAGGUCCCGACCCUGGCCACGAACCUAAAGUCCCCUCGCCUCUGGGGUCACCCUCGCCUCCGGGGUCACCUUAAUGUACUUCGUCUUCAAUCACAUAUAUAAAGUAUAAUUAUAUAUCAAAUAUAUACAAAUAAAUAACUCCAGUCAAUGAUAAGAUCUCAAAUUUCUAUUGGACCUCCUAUAUGAAUUUCGGUUUCUGGUCUAGAAUAUGAUCAAGGUCUGUCAAAUCAGGCCGUUAACAAAAGCCCAACACAAGACGGCCCAAAUGUUUGGGCUGAAUGGCCCAGGCCCAAAGAUAGCGUCGGGAUUCAUCGGAUUGGCUUGUUACAGAA